AUGAAGCUCUGUCCGAAUUUCAUCGCACUCUUCAAAUUAGUGCACUCUCACUACGCCGUCAAUGCCAGACUAUACCCCGCCUGUAUUCUGCAGCCGCAGUCUGCACACGACAUAUCUGUGGCUAUCAUCACCCUAGUGGACGCCGAUGACAGCUCACCACAGUGCAAAUUCGCUGUUCACAGUGGCGGACACACGACCUGGGCUGGGGCCGCGGGCGUGCAAGACGGAGUGACGAUCGAUAUGUCGAUGAUGAAUUCUACAAUCUAUCAUGUUGAGAACUCGACCGCGUCGAUUAUGGCUGGGGCACGCUGGGCAUCUGUGUAUACCACGCUUAAGAAGUAUGGCGUCGCAGUGACGGGGGGCCGGUAUGACACUCUUGGGGUAGGAGGACUAGUGACUGGGGGUGAGUGA
Molecule: messenger RNA, 411 nt
Organism: Penicillium alfredii
Lineage: Eukaryota; Fungi; Ascomycota; Eurotiomycetes; Eurotiales; Aspergillaceae
Exons: 2
Coding region: 1-411 (136 amino acids)
Molecular function (GO): flavin adenine dinucleotide binding
Source: RefSeq, a predicted model, not a curated record